Messenger RNA from Fusarium coffeatum, 3183 nucleotides. RefSeq lists its product as uncharacterized. NCBI's taxonomy places the organism in Eukaryota, Fungi, Ascomycota, Sordariomycetes, Hypocreales, Nectriaceae. Bases 1 to 3183 code for a protein of 1060 amino acids. The record is from RefSeq and is a predicted model, not a curated record. The transcript has a single exon.
AUGUCUAGCCGUCACGUACCUACCAAACGGAUUAAUUCUGGCAUUCGGUUUUCAAUUCCACAUGAGUCGGAACGAGCCCCUCCCGAUGGACCACUCCUUGGCCCGAGAUUUCGCAAGUCCAAUAUCAUCCGGAAAGGGGACGAGCAAGGUUCUUUUGACAAAAGCUCUGUACAGACCCUCGGCAGUUGUGUUGCGAUGUCCGUAAAUCAUGAUGCUUAUGGGGACCAACGCGCAUUGCCCACGGCUGAGUCUUCAGGGAACGGGACACUACGGAAAGAGGAGGAUGUGACCCAGUGUCUCCCUAUCCUCCAGGUGUCUUUGACUGCGACUAUUCAUGGAAUUUUAGCUCAUACCGAAAUCAUACAGAGCUUUCACAACUCUUCUGACAUAGCCAUUAAAGAAGCUAAACAUACUUUCCCUUUGUAUGAUGGGGCAGUCAUCACUGAAUUUGAGUGCACUAUUGGCGACGAGCGUCGGAUCCGAGGUGUCGUCAAGCCAAAGCAACAGGCCCGCGAAGAUUUUGAAGAGGCAGUACACGAACAGGCAAAGGCAGCAGCCCUUCUUGAAGAACACACGCCAGAAAUUUUCGAGACGUCACUCGGAAAUAUUCCUCCCAAAACAAGCGUUGAGGUGAAGAUUGUAUACAUUCAAGAGCUGAAGGUAGUCUUGAUGGAGACUAAAGCUACCGAGGGAAUAGCGCUUGUUAUCCCAACAUCCAUUGCUCCGCGCUACGGUCGUUCCCAAUUAGCAUGGCAGCCAGAAUCCCAGUUACCCAAAGACAGGCUUGACAUCACAGUCAGGGUAUUGAAUGACGGUCGAGUAAACCCUCGUGGGUGUGAAGAAGAGUCGGGACAUAUUGUAUACGACGAAGGAUCCAAAUUGAUGGAGCCCCCACGACCAUCUGGUCGCAUUGGAGCGCCUGAGUCUCUCAGGGAGUAUCACGUCUGGCAUCACCAUUCAAAGACGCCAGUACUAACUAAAGACUUCGUCUUUGUCGUUCAGGCUACAAAGGGUCAGGAAAUACGUUCCCGGGCCGUCUAUUCCCCGCCAGAUGACAGUGGGCUUGCAGCAAUGAUGGUUACCAUUCGACCCAAUGAACUAUUUCGAGACGCAAUCGUUCCUCAGUCAUUUUCGGGUGAAAUUCUCUUCCUUAUUGAUCGAUCAGGCUCUAUGAUUGCAGGUGUAGGUGGAUACCCAUAUAGCCGUCACACGACUAAGAUCGACGUAAUGCGACAAGCGAUGCUUUUGGCGGUAUCUGGCCUUCCCAAGACGUGUUACUUCAAUGUAAUAUCUUGGGGAUCGGAAACCUGGGCAUUGUGGGAGGAAUCAAGGCAACACUCUCCCGAGAACAUCAUCGAGGCCAAGGACUACAUCUCGCACAUCCGUGCCGAUAUGGGAGGAACAGAUCUGCUAAGGGCAUUGAAAGCUUCAGUUCAGCAUCGGCAUCACAAGCUUCAGUCGACUCAGAUCAUUGUCGUUACAGAUGGAGAGCUACAGCCAAAGAUUCCCAUGGAAUUUGUCUGGAAGACACGCCAAUCCCUGCAGAACAGAGUUCGCUUCUUUGCUCUAGGUAUUGGUGGCACCGUACCACACGCUCUGAUUGAGAGUAUUGCCGAGCUGGGAGGGGGAUACGGCGACGUCGUUGACAUAAUAGAAAACCCAAGGUGGCAUGAAAGGCUGAACCGUCUAGUUAAGGCGGCACUGGAACCAGACAGCUGGAAUUGUAUUGCUAACAUAGGUGAUGGCUUCAAACAGCACAGCCUAGCGGACUACGACGAACUCGAUACCAGAAAAACAUCAGACACACAGCCAGAUAUCCCUUACUUCCAAGCCCCAUACACUAUUGUGGCCCUCCAUCCAUUCAAGUUCACCACGAUCUUCUUCUUGAUUGACACUAAAGGUCGAGGACCGAUACCGAAAGAGGUUAUUAUAACUACGACGACCCCUGGGGCGAAGGAGCGGACUUACAGACUGCCGGUAGAGUCGGUACCGGACAAAGACGGCACAAUGCACCGAUUGGCAGCGAAGGCCACUCUGAUGGAUUUAGAAAAUCGCGUUGGGCGAGAACCCUCGGUAACCCCACGCGUCGAAGAAAACGCCCAAACCCUUGGCGCUAGAUACUCUAUAACCAGCAAGUGGACGAGCUUUGUCGCCAUUCCUCAAGACGAGUCCGACACGACUACAGAGGGCAACAUGAUAGAACACUACAAGACUUUACUAGAUAGUAUGGAUAUCAAUGACCUGCUCACAGGGGCAGAAUCGGACAGUGAUGGAUUCGAGGCUGCUGGGACCGGCUCGUCUUGGUCAUGUGCCAACGACAACCCUAUCUUCUCCUUCCCAAACCGAAAGCAUUUCAGAGGGUGGGAUUCGGAUGAGGACGACAGUGGCGGCAUCCCAACCAUCUUUUUCCCAGACGAACAGUCUUUUAGUGUCUCCAGGUCUUAUGACCGAUGUUCUAAGGAGAUUGACUAUCUCGGGAACCAAAGCGAAAGUUGGAAGCCACAAAUGCCCAAAUCGAACAAGGCAACCGUCAGUAAGCCAAAAGCUGCCAGAUACACACGUAGAGACGUCAACAUCAUGUCGUCCGCAACAACUCUUCCCCAAUCUAGGGACCCCCUCAAUUGGGAGAUCACUGUUUCAAAUCAGAAUGGACAAGGGCUUUUUGAGCUGCCCCGAUCAGCAAAAGAGAAGUUACGGUUUCACUUUUGCUCCAACACGUCAUUGGCUCUUGGUAUCAAGCUUGAUAAGCCUUUUCUGAGAGAGGACGAAGAAACCUCGAUCGAGGUUAUCAGCGACACACUCAUGAUUAUCAAAUACUAUCAGACACAUCUAAGUCACAUUGAAGAUAUCUGGGAUCUCAUGAUGACGAGGGCACAGGACGCAGUCACAGAUUUCAUAGGAGAGAAGGCGGCGGACCUCUGCGGGGACCUUCUGGCUGACUCCAUGAUGCAUGCACACUAUAUAGCAGCAACUGGAGUAAAGUCAAGUCAGGGUGAAGGGUCUACCGGCACGGCGACAUGCCCAAUGUGUCAAAUUCCCUGGCAGACUUCGCGAAGAUUCUUUUGUCCUUUUGAUCACGAUUCAGACACACUUGAUGUGUUUGAAGAAUGGAUUGACUUUUGGAAACAUCAGCAGCAGCACAAACACCUGGUCUGUCCGAUGGAAGGGGUUCAAGCUGAAUAA